GCAGAUACUCCCUUGCGGUGCACGCUCCCGGCCGGACGUGCACUUUGCAGACGCUCCCUGCUCGUCAGCCUCCCUGACCUCGCCGCCGCUCCCAGGUGCCGGCCCCAGCUGUGGCGCCGCAGCUGCUCCCCGGCGCGGCGCACUGGUGGCCCCGGCGGACGAUGGGCGAUGGGCUCGGCUCGGCGUGGAAGGAGUGCUGUUAUAGACACAUUGGUCCCAGGAUGUGAAAGACACAAGGCAGCAGCAGGAUGGAACUGAAAGGAGGAAAUACACUGACUAAUGCACCAGAGUGAGAUUGAUUCCUGCAUUGUGUGAUCUUUACAUACCUGGACCAUGCAUUUGCUCCUUGGUUUCAUGCUUUAAGAACCCGUGCGGUGAUUGUGAAGCUGUUGGGAAGCCAUGGCAUUCUUUACUCCGUGGAAACUAUCUUCUCAGAAACUUGGCUUCUUUCUGGUGACUUUUGGCUUUAUUUGGGGAAUGAUGCUUCUGCAUUUUACUAUUCAACAGCGAACUCAACAUGAAAGCAGUUCAGUGCUUCGUGAGCAAAUAUUGGAUCUCAGCAAAAGAUAUAUCAAAGCAUUGGCAGAAGAAAAUAGAAAUGUGGUUGAUGGGCCUUAUGUUGGGACGAUGACAGCAUAUGAUCUAAAGAAAACUCUUGCAGUCUUACUGGAUAAUAUCUUGGAGCGUAUUGGCAAGCUAGAGUCCAAGGUGGAGAACCUUGUAAUUAACGGCACAGGAGCAAACUCUACCAACAGUACCACCACUGCUGCUCCCAGCUUAGGAGCAGUUGAAAAGCUCAACGUAGCAGAUCUCAUUAAUGGAGCCCAGGAACAGUGUGAAUUGCCUCCUAUGGAUGGCUUCCCUCACUGCGAGGGCAAAAUAAAGUGGAUGAAAGAUAUGUGGCGAUCGGAUCCAUGUUAUGCAAGUUACGGUGUGGAUGGGUCGACAUGCUCCUUUUUUAUUUACCUCAGUGAGGUUGAAAACUGGUGUCCUCAUUUACCUUGGAGAGCAAAAAAUCCUGAUGAAGAAACUGAUAAAAAAGCAAUGGCUGAAAUCCAUACCAACUUUGAUCUCCUCUACAAAAUGAUGUCAAGGCAUGAAGAAUUCCGAUGGAUGAUGUUGCGCAUCAGACGAAUGGCUGAUGCUUGGAUUGAAGCAAUUAAGUCACUUGCAGAAAAGCAAAACCUGGAGAAAAGAAAACGAAAAAAAAUCCUUGUUCAUUUGGGACUUUUAACAAAGGAAUCUGGAUUCAAGAUCGCAGAGAAUGCAUUUAGUGGUGGCCCACUUGGUGAAUUAGUCCAAUGGAGUGAUUUAAUUACAUCUCUCUACUUACUGGGCCAUGACAUUAGGAUUUCAUCUUCACUGGCAGAGCUCAAGGAGAUUAUGAAGAAGGUUGUAGGUAACAGAUCUGGCUGCCCCACCCAGGGAGAUAAAGUGGUAGAACUCAUUUACAUUGAUAUUGUGGGACUUACUCAGUUUAAGAAAACGCUUGGUCCAUCGUGGGUUCAUUACCAGUGUAUGUUACGAGUACUGGAUUCGUUCGGGACUGAACCUGAGUUUAAUCAUGCUCAUUAUGCCCAGUCUAAAGGCCACAAGACGCCAUGGGGGAAAUGGAACCUUAAUCCACAGCAGUUUUAUACAAUGUUCCCUCACACUCCAGAUAACAGCUUCCUUGGGUUUGUGGUGGAGCAGCAUCUAAAUUCCAGUGACAUUAAACACAUUAAUGACAUCAAAAGGCAGAAUCAGUCACUUGUUUAUGGCAAAGUAGAUAACUUCUGGAAGGAUAAGAAGGCUUAUUUGGACAUCAUUCAUACCUACAUGGAAGUCCAUGGAACCGUCCACGGGACAAGUACUGUCCAUAUGCCCAGCUACGUGAAAAACCAUGGCAUCCUUAGUGGGCGAGAUUUGCAGUUUCUGCUGAGAGAAACAAAAUUGUUUGUUGGACUUGGAUUUCCAUAUGAAGGGCCUGCUCCCCUAGAGGCUAUUGCUAAUGGAUGUGCUUUUCUAAAUCUAAAAUUUAACCCACCGAAAAGCAGCAAAAAUACAGACUUUUUCAAAGGCAAGCCAACACUCCGAGAGUUGACAUCUCAGCAUCCUUAUGCUGAGGUUUACAUUGGGAAGCCUCAUGUCUGGACUGUGAACUUCAAUGAUCCUUCUGAGGUGGAGAACGCAGUGAAAGCAAUUUUGAAUCAAAAGAUUGAACCUUAUUUGCCCUAUGAAUUUACAUGUGAGGGGAUGCUACAAAGGAUGAAUGCAUUCAUUGAAAAGCAGGAUUUCUGUCACGGGCAAGUGAUGUGGCCCCCAUUAAGUGCACUGCAGGUAAAAAUUACUGAACCCGGAAAAUCAUGUAAACAAGUUUGUCAGGAAAACCAGCUCAUCUGUGAGCCAUCCUUCUUCCAGCACCUUAACAAAGACAAGGAUCUGCUGAAGUAUAACGUGGAAUGCCAUACUGUUGAAUCUGCAAAUGAUAUCGUGGUCCCAUCUUUUGAUGAAAGCAGGAAACACUGCAUUUUUCAGGGCGAUCUUUUGCUGUUCAGCUGUGCAGGAUCCCAUCCAAACCACAAACGAAUCUGCCCCUGCAGAGACUAUAAUAAGGGACAGGUUGCACUUUGUAAAGAUUGUCUAUAGCAGCAGCAGCAGCACCUUGCUUUAGUUUGGGGACAAACAAAGUGGUUUUGAGAGAACUACUUAUACUUCCUGCACUUUUGUCCAGUUGUCUUGCUGCAGGCUGAGCAAAUGCUGCCAAGCGGAAUUCUCUGAGAAGAGGGAUUCAUAAUUGAAAUGAUUUUUAUUUUUUUUCUAAGUGAACACUUGCAGUGGAGCUCUUUGAAAUCUUCCACCUACUCAAGGAGAAGAGAAAUGACGUUCCAUGCUUUGUAACUAUUUGGAGAUCAUGGCGAAGAACAGUUUAUAGAAAAUUCCCAGACCCAUCAAACUUUUUUUUGUUGUGUUUUGGAUGAAACAAGUGUUUUCUAUUUUUUUAACAUGUUAAAACAUCCCGUCGUCAUCAGCUAAGAAUAUGAACAUCAUUCCAGUACAAAAUUGGGAAAAAAAUGCGCUUGGGGGUGGGGGAGAGGACUACAUUUAUUAUUGGGGCACUAUUUUGGGUGCUGCUGCAGCUUGAAUGGCUAUAAAAUGGUGCAUUUCACAAGAACUCGGAACCAUAAGGUAACACAAAUAACAAUAGAUAGCUGCCUGCUCCCAGUCCUUUUUUCAAAUCCUCACAUACUACAAGGUACCGUCUGCAUCACAACUACUGUACCGGAGCACUCUAAACAGGCAGCUCUGGGCAUGUGAGGAUCAGUGGCUGCCAGUGUGUGACAAAUCCUGUUGUUGCUUGAGAACGGAUUAUGAUUGUGGCAUACUCUGGCCAUUUUAGAAUGGACUUGUCAUCAGUUGACUGGGUCUGUUUAGAGAGUGAUCCUUGGAAUUUGCCCAUGCUUCUGUUGUUGUCUGCCUAUUCAAAGUACUGUGUGAAGCAAAAAGUAUUCCGCAUCAUUUGAGCAAUAUGGUUUGAUCCUCAGUUUGCUAUAUCUUACAGUACUUAAAACAUUACUGCAAGAUGGAGACAGGAUCAACUAACUAUCAUUAUUGUAUCAUAGGAAUGUGAACGGUCUUCAUAACAAGCUCUGCUUUUAAAGAGGAAGAUAUUUUAAAGAGCAAUUAUGAGAGAAGGAAAACUUCUUAAGAAAAAUAUUGUUGAUCGCUUUUCCGGAUUCUUUGUCCUUUUUUUAAAUAGGCGGGCCAGUGAUAUAUUUAAAAACUACAGUUAAUUACCAAGAGUUUGAAUUGAAAUUCAGACUUGUUUAGAACAGUGAACUAAAUCUUUUGAAAUAGUAAAACGUAUCUUUUUUUUUUUUAAGAGUAAAUUUCUAUUUUUUUGCAGCACAAGCUGACAUGUUUGAAAGCACUGUUCGUGGCUGGGAAAAGUUACGUUAAAUUAGAGGGAAAUGAAUUGCUUAGUCUGCAGUAGGAUUUGAAAAAGACCAUAGCUUGCAAGUUUAAAACUUGAGUAUUUCCCAGUCAUAACUGAAAAACCUCAAUUUGAUUUUUUUUCCUUUCUUUGUAAAGAUUUAACAAGCACUACCCAGUCUCUCCAUUAAUGAAAGUAUAGGCACUUUAAUAUUUUUCUCUAGAAUAUACCAGGUUCACUCAUUUUUUAUACCUGUCAUUCAUUAUCUGUGUGAGAGUAUUGAAGUCUCUCAUGACCUACCAAAGACCAAAUAAGGGAAACAUGACAGAAACUGUCAAAUUAUCAAGAGAAAUUAACAGAAAAGUAAAAGUUCAGUUUCCAACUUGAGUGUAAUUUCAAGUAUGUUUAAAUUCCCUAAUUCAACACUCCCAUUUCAUUGUUACACAAUGUAACACGUACUGCAGACUAGAUAGAAAUUGGUAUCUGAAUGAUUGAGUAUCCAGAAAGUAUAUAUGGUGCCUGUGCAGCAGUGUUUAUCAAUAAUAACUGGGAUGUAAUGAUAGUAAAGCUUCUGUAAUUGCAAUAAUUCUACAAAAAUGGAACAUAACUGGUUACAUAUUAGGCAUAGUUUUGUAUGAAAAGAAAUUGAGCAGUUGUUGGGAGUGUCGCAGGCAUUCCCUCGGUCAGCAUGGAUGUUGUUUGCAUUGGCUUUUAAUAUCCAGGGAACUCUGAUUCUUGGCUUUUUUUAGGAUUGGAAUCUGAGGUGCCUCAACAGUUCAUUUUAGGUGUUCUCCAUAUUCCUGUACAUAUGAUACGAGUGCAGCCAGAAGAAUCCCAGGCUUUAAAGAAAAUAUGUGCACCAAUUUGGGCCUUAUAUCUGGCAUUAACUUAUUGGUGACAACAGAAUCUGCCUUUUUGUGAUGCAACCUGAGUUUCUGUAAUCAGAAAUAUAAUAAGUUAGAUGGAACAUCACAUCAUACAUUGGCAAUAAAGACUUGUGCAUGCGUGCGUGCUUAAACAAUCCAAAGCACCAUUGCCUACUGUAAUAUAACAAUUAGAAAACAUUUGCUGUUUUAAAAAAAAAGGCACUAAGCUGUAAAUACACACUUGCUUGUUUCUUACCAUUGUAUGGAACACAUGGCAUAAUACAAUUUGUUUUGCCUCUAAAAACUGAGGAUAAAGGAUUUCUGCUAGUUUGUUGAUACUGCCAUCUCUGAUGCACUGUGUUGUUCAGUAAUAUAGUGCUGUCAGUGCAGUCUUUACCACAGCAGGGGGAGCUAUGAUAUCUAUAGUAUUUAUGUUUAUUUCUGAGCUACUGAAUUUUGUUACUGUAUAUUGGAGGAAGGGGGGGGGGGGGAGGAGGAGAGAAAACUGUUAAGCUCCUUCCAGUAGCAGAAAUCAAUGUGGGUUUUUUGUUUGUUUGUUUGUUUGUUUUGUUGUUUUUUGGAGGGAGGAAGGGGGCAUACUCAGUAGGGCUACAUCCUACUCCCACAGAGAAUUUUGGGAAUUUUGCUGUUCCCUUCAAAAGUCCUGCCCAAUAUGAGACAUUUCCAAGGACUUUGUUUUGUUGUUGUGUCUAAACCUUGAAGAUGCUGAGUUCUCUUUUCAAAUGGAAAAGUACUCUUACAAUGUGCAGCUUCAGUUUUAUUUUCUGAAAGAGAGAAGCAUGUUAGAUCAUGGGAGAUAACUUUCUACAUAUGGAUAUUCUUUGUUUUCAAAUUCUGCUUUGCUUGCCUUGAAGACUUAUUGGAUAGAAAAAAACUGAAGUUGCUAUCAACAUUUUAGUUUUUUUUUUUUUUUCCUGUGGUAAUAGUCUUUAAAUUUAUAAGCCAGUGGGUUCUUGUACAACUGAAUACUCCAUUCUGCAAGUAAGCACUCAGGCAGAUGAUAGGGUAUUAUUUUAGAAAUUAUGAAUCAUUCACUAAAAUUGUUGAACUAGAUUGUUGCCCAUUUUUUCUAAAACGUGGACACACAAUCUUCUGUCAUAAACUCCAUGAUUAAGCUGAAUCUUUCCCCUCUUACUUAAAUAAUAAAUGUAUAGUCCACAUACUGCACUUGAAUGAUGGCUUUGUGGAAGAAUGAUUGGUUAUAAGAUGGGAUUGCAUUAAUGUAUGUAUUUUACUUUGUCACUGAAACUCGCACUUCCUUUUUCAGACUUCAGGUUUUUGCAAGAAUUAAUUUUGGAUACACUGACCUGUAAUUGAUGGAAAUCAGGUGUGUCAAAACUGAAGUAUAACAACCAUAUUAUAAGCUCAUAAACAUAUCCGUCAUAAAUCAAAAAAUUCUUUUGUUUUAAACUUUUGUAUUUUUUGUAUGUGACCUGAUUUUUGAAAAAUCUUAUUCCUAUGAGAUUAGAAAACUUGAGAAAAGAAUUUACAUAAUUUAUUAAAGUUAACAUAAAAGGCUUGCCUUUGAAAGGUAAAGUUGGUAAAUAUACACUGUUUAAAAAUGCCAAUAAAAACCUCAUUUAUUUCAUAUAUGCAAGUUGAUUUGCACAUGUACAACUAGAUACGCUUAUUGCAUAUUUGGCUUAGUUUUCUUUAUGGUUGUGUCUUUUGUUUCUCUCUUUGUAAUUUAUUAGUUACAAUUGUGUGUUUUGUUUAAUGUCAUUAAGUUACUUCUGCAAAUAUUUAAUGUUUAUGUGCCUUUUUUAUUUUUGGAUGUAUGUUUGGAAUGUGGGCACUGUGUGAACAAGUAUAAUGGAACACUGGUUUUAGGGUUUUAAAAAAGGCCUUGUUGCUAUAUAAAUACUAAGUGUGACUUCUAAAAUGUUUUUUAAAUAGCAGAGAAAAGUUGUCUAGAAAUAUGAAGGAAAAGAUAUAACUGGUUCUUUGCAAAGAAUCACCAUUGUUAAUGUAAUAUCUUUUGUUGAAUAUGUGUGGUCUGAUGGGAAGAUAGUGCAUUGGAAUGCAAUAUUUAAACAUAGCUCUCUUGUUUAAUGACCUGGGACCAAAAUAGAUCCACACUGCCCCACAAGAAGACAAUGAAGAGCUGGAAAUAGCUAUUAAAAUUGCCAAAUGUGAGUUUGUUAAGGAAAUGAGAGAGAGACAUUAAAGAUUGUGAGGUACUCAGAUACUUCAGUAAUGGGAAUAUAUAAGAUAGGCAUGAGUCUGGGUGCCUGAAAAUGUUUUGUUCAUUUGCUGGCACUACUAGCCAGAAUACAAUCGUUUGCUUUUCAUGGGUAUCUGACUUUAUGCAAUUAGAGUCCAUAAGUGAGAGGGAACUCGGGGUACUCAGUGCCUGGCAGGCUCUUGGCGAAUUAGAAAUGUUUGUCUUUCCUGCAGGAAAAGGAGAUUUUGAAUAGCUUAUGAUCAAAUUUCAGUGUAGCAUGAUCUAGAGGACUAACCUUGGAAACGGGGGCCAGGAACUCCUAGGUUCCAAUUGCAGCUCUAUCACUGAUUUCUGCAUCAUUUUGUAAGUCAUUUAUUGCCUGAUUUUUUUUCCAGAGGUACAUAGCCCCCACAGCUUCCAUUGACUUCAAAUGGAAAAUCAGGUCAUUAACCUGUGUUUCUUUUCCCUCUGUACAAUACAGCUUCUAAUACCUAUUGUGCUUGCAUACCUCAGCCUGGUGGUGUGAGGAUUUUAGCUUGUACUCCACUUUGAAAAUGCACAAUACAGUGCAACAUAACUGCUAGUGUGCCCUGCCCUUUUACAUGGCUGACUUACCCAAGUUACAUAGAUGAUUUGGAAGCUUAGAGUUGUGUUUUUAAUAUAUACAAGCCCAAAUUGCUUUCUCAAGUAUGUCUGGCUCACAGUGCAUUUAGGGCCAGAUUCUGUUCCCGUCAAAGUCAAUGGUGGAAUGGACUUGAAAGGAGGCUGGAUCAGAUUCUGGUAGCCUUUGCAUCCACCAACUCCAUUCUGUUUUCUUCAAAUUAAGAAAGCAGCUACUCCCUUUAAUAAACAGGAGGCACAGUUUGAUUAACGGGAUUAACAGUUUGAUUCAAAUGGGAUAAAGGUUUCACAUUUUAAGUUACUUUUAUCAACAAUAGGCUCUCUUGCGCAUCUAUCAGUCAUAAAUGGUUCUGAAUUGUUCACUGCUAUGAUGUAUCUUUCUGCCAUGACACCUCGUUUAUUUAAAAAUGUAUAUAAUUUAAUAUUUUAAAUAGGUUGAAGUUUUGUUUAAAUAUCCAUUCACCGGGGGGGAUAGGGAAUUCAGUUUCUAAAGAAAAACGCAGAUGACAGAUUCCUAUUAUGACAAUCUUCAGUGGGAAGUGAGUGAUGAGUUGUUGCUGUAGCUCUGAUUUUAUUCAGAUGUACUAGUUUUGUUGGCACGGCCACAAAUAUUGGCAUGGCUUUGUGAUAUUUGGGCCACAGCCACUUCACUUUUAUCUCUUGAUUAGCAGAGCUACAUCCACUUCUAGUUCUCCUUUGUCCCACUGUCCUCGAGGCGGUUCCAAUCAAGGAGAUUUUCAAUUGGCAUCAGUCUGCUUGGAACAAGAACAGGGAAGGCUUAGGAGGCCUUUAAAUAACUGUUGCUGUAAAUCCAACCUUUAAAUAUAUAUUGCUUUAAAAUCUAUUAUUGAACCAAGUCUUUUCCUUCAUAUUUUUAAACUGCUUUAUAGAAAAAAAAAUUUCAAUUUGUUUGAAACUUUUCAGUAUAAUGCUAUCUAAUAGAAUAAAAAUGUGUCCACAGGAUCAGCAAACUGGCUCCUGAGCAGAGUGCAGACUGUAGGAAAUGUAUAGCAAAUGCAAAUGGCUGAAGCUUGGCUGUCUCCCGUUGAGUUAUCAAUCCUAUCCUUGUUCACAGAGCUAAUGUCUUAACACAGUUCAGCUACCACAAACCUCAUGUUUAUACUUGUACAUGGCUUCAUUUUAAUUUAAGUCCUUUUAUGUUAAUACUCUUUAAAAACAGCAAUACUAUUGUGAGUCAGCAGACCCACUCCAACCCUUCAAGAAUUCAACAUUAACUUAAUUAAUGUCACAUUGUCAAAUAGUUAAGACCUAGUAUCUGCUCUGCUUUAAACCCUAAUAAAAUAGGAAUAACCUCAACAUUCCAAACACAGAACCUGCUUUAAAAAUCCACUUACUAUAAAAUCUGCAAUGGCCUUCCGUCUGCUGUCUGCAGAGAGAUUAAUACUAGCAGUGCUCUAGACUGAUACUGUAUGUCCAACAGCACUAACCUGGACUACCCAGGUGAGUAAAGCUACUCAUGUGCACGAGUUCUUUAGGAUCAUAAGGGUGCAUGUUGCAGCAUUGCAAUAUUAUGGACCCCUCCCUGUUCCGACUGAAGUUAAUGGCAAUGUGUCCAUUGAUUUCUGUGAGAGGAGACGUUUGCAUCACACUGGAAGUUCUAACCCCCUGGUGUCACUGUUACAAAGCAUGGGGCCAAAUCCACUCCAACUCUCCCCUGGCCGUGCAUGAAGGAUUCAGUCUUUCAAGGUGCUGGACACUGGUCCUGAUCUAACAAAGCAAUGGCUUAGCUUUAAGUAAGUGAAUAUCCUCAUUGAGUUGAUUGGGCCUACCCAUUUGCUUAAAGCUAAAGACGUUAAAUGCUCUGUUAGAUCGGGGGAGAGUGUGCAGCACCUUGAGUGGUCAAGCCUCAUAAGAGUACAAAACACACAGGGCCAAAUUCAUCCCUGCUGCCACUCCAUUAGCUUCAGUAGGGUUAUACCAGGAAUGAAUUUGCUGCAUUCAUUAACAAAUUUUUUGCUGUAAUCAUUGAUGCUGGAGACCAUAAAAGAAAGUAACCCCCUUGGUUUGUUCUCCCUACGAAAUACAGGGAGGAACAAGGAAAUGCAGUAUUUGCCAAAUGGAAAAGGAAAUUACUAGGGUCAGAAAUGUUACCUGGAAGAUUCUAAAGCUAUUCAAGAAAAGGUGGGUGGGCGGAUAAAAAGUUAAAUUUAAAUACUAUAAUGAAGUAUUUUGAGUUUUGAAGGGCCUAAUUCUGCUGUCUUUGUUCACAGAAAAUUUUGAAGUCAGUGGGAGAUUUGCAUGUACACAAGAACUUCAGGGUCAGGCUCACGUUAUACGUUUUCAUUUUUAACUCUCUUGAAAUUUAGUUCUUUGCUUUUCUGAAUGGUUGUGUUCCACUAUAUUAGGUUCAAGCGGUUUGAUUCACAUAGUACAAGUUGCAAUGGCUGGUUACGUAUUGUCAAGUUACUGAAAUUCACUAGGAUGGGAUUCUUUAAAAAUAUGUAAAUGUCUGAAUGUGUACUUUAAUGGCAUAGAACUACACUUUGAUUUUGCUGUUGUAGAGAGAACUAGGGAGAACUUUAUUUUUCAAUAAACUUUUUCUUGUGUGAUUUGGA
Molecule: messenger RNA, 10161 nt
Organism: Chrysemys picta bellii (western painted turtle)
Lineage: Eukaryota; Metazoa; Chordata; Testudines; Emydidae
Gene: MGAT5
Product: alpha-1,6-mannosylglycoprotein 6-beta-N-acetylglucosaminyltransferase
Biological process (GO): protein N-linked glycosylation
Cellular component (GO): Golgi apparatus
Molecular function (GO): alpha-1,6-mannosylglycoprotein 6-beta-N-acetylglucosaminyltransferase activity
Source: RefSeq, a predicted model, not a curated record